Molecule: messenger RNA, 390 nt
Organism: Aspergillus niger
Lineage: Eukaryota; Fungi; Ascomycota; Eurotiomycetes; Eurotiales; Aspergillaceae
Exons: 6
Coding region: 1-390 (129 amino acids)
Source: RefSeq, a predicted model, not a curated record
AUGCAGUACUGGGGGCUUUCUGAUCGAACCCACCUCUUCAACCGCCCUUCUAUACGGGCAAGAUUGACGGGUUCAAUCAGAAAGCCCCCAGUGCCCCGAGUGUCGCAAGGCCUCUAUGAGGAGAUUGGCCGACCUGCAAAGGACAUCAUUCUCAGUAUCAUUGCAAAGAGCAGUUAUUCGAGCAAGGAGGUGGUAUGGAAGAGGAUCAAGGCACAUUCAGUCAACAGGCUUCAGGCGCUGCAAAAGCCAUCGGUUUCAUCUUUCAUUUCUUCAUACUUGCUUCGCAUGAAAGAAGAGAUGGUAGCUCACCAGAAUAGUGUAUGGGUACUUCAAGAUAAAAUGAGAGGCUUAUAUGAUUUUUCAGGCGUGGAGGCAAGAAUCCAGCAGUAG